Molecule: messenger RNA, 9399 nt
Organism: Lymnaea stagnalis (great pond snail)
Lineage: Eukaryota; Metazoa; Mollusca; Gastropoda; Lymnaeidae
Source: the annotation of a GenBank genome assembly
ACAUAAACUUCCGGUAAAAGAUGGCGGCCUCCAUACGACAUUCUAUCAAGAGUUCUACGUUACAGUAUGAAACACUUUCAACUAAUGAUUCCAAACAAAGAGAUGUUGCUAAAAUUCGUGACCACUUUUUUAAUUUUGGUGUAUGUUACAAGAUUUUUUUAAACCAUAUUGAUAAUUUAACCGGCGGAGUUAAGUAAACUUACUUAAGUCUUGAGUAAGUUACUAAGUUAAGUUAGUACUAAGUACUAUUACUAAGUUACUAGACUAAAAAAUAAGUAAGUCAAUAAAAACUACUAAAAAGUAAGUUAGUUUAAUUUUAAUCAAGUGUUAAGUAAGUUAGUAAGGUCCUAGUCGGUCUGAUUUUUAGAUUAUGGAUAUUGCCUGACAAAAAAAAAUUGGUCAUGUAAUUGUUGUGCAUCUGCAUCAUGUGUUGUGUUUUAGCAUGUGUCUUGGGUGUUCGUUUAGUGAUGUAUUCAUGACAUGAUUUUAUGUUUCUUGUUACUAGUACUAGUGUCUCGACUUGUGUUGACGUUGAGUAUGUUAGCCAGUUGUCUGGUCUGUGAGUGUGAAGGUUGGAUUGUGUACCUCUACACUACUAGUCUAGGAAAGUGUGCUAUUUGUUUGACUUAUUGUGUAGUGUUUAGUUUUGAUGUGUUUACAAUGUAUGAUUAUGAAUGUGUAACCGAAUAUUGAUGAGAAAAUCUCUUAUGACUUAGGGCUUAUGGAGUUAUCACAUAGUGUCAGUGUGAUUAGGGGUAUGAGUGUCACUCAAUGAAUGUCAGUUGACUUUUUUUCUUUUUUUUAGGCAGUGUCUACACGUCCGGCGCGCCGGACAUAUAUCUCCCGCACUAUUUGUACGGCGACCAAGUCGUAUGACUGCCGUAACAAAGUGGUGAGAGAUAUCUUGUUGGUCAGCCUUUUCACGUUGACUGCGAAUGAUUCAAAACUAUUAUUAAUUUUAAAAUCUAUUUCUCUACCAAGUAAUGUACUGAGUAUCUUAAAUGCAAAUACUAGAAAAAAACUUAAGUGCAAGUGGCUUGUAAACAUUUUUGUUUAGUUAGUUAUUUGAGUUUGUGUACCAGUAAUCCAUAAAAUAAAUUAGGGGCCAGAUGGAGUAGGCAACCAAUAAAAGUAAAAGAUUUCAUUUUAAAUUGUUUAAAUUGCUACAAAAUAUUUAAAAACUUCUCAUGAAACUACUGUUGCUGAUAAACAUGAUAAUAUAAAUAUAGUAUAAAAUAUUUUUAAUUAAAAUGGGAAGAAAAAAAAAAGAUCCUAUUCCCGAUAUUGAUCCUCAAAUCAUAAUAUCGUCAAGCGACCACUCUACCAGUAGACCACACAAGAUCUACCAAACUGCACUUCGUUCGGAAUUAUUAAAACCACCAGCCGUCCGACGGUCAUGUGACAUGCCGCCGGACGAAUAUCUUGCGCACUAUUUGUCCGGCGCGCCGGACGUGUAGACACUUCGUUUUUUUUUAUUGUGUGUUGGUGGUGGAUAGUAGCCUAAUUUUAAAAAUUACUUAUUAAUAUAGAUAGUAUUUCAACCAAUAAUUCCAAACAAAGAGAUCAGAUAUUGCUAAAAUUCGUGACCACUUAAAAAAAAUUUGGUGUAUCAUACAAUUUUUUAUUUAAUCAUAUAGGGCCAUAGCCAUAUUAAUCAAUUAACCAGCUUGAUUAGGAUGAUAUAUAUAUACUUAAUUAAUUCAGUGAUGACGCAGACAGUGUGACUACUCUCUCUCAGUUUCUAUAUUUGAAUUUCAAACCAAGAUAACAAAUUAUUAAUUGCACAAGAACUAAGAAAUGAAUAAUCAAGUUCCUCCAGACGUCUUACACGAUGUAUAGCAAGAUUUGUUGGCUAUGCAGAGAUGUCUUCCAUCAAUUAGCACUUAUGAGGUUUUCUCUGUAAAGAAAACUAUCACAUCAAAAUGACAAUACGAAAUAACCCAGUUUUUUUUCCAUUUAAAUUCCUUAUUAAAGGUCACUUAAAAUUAAAAUAUUACUGAAUAAUUAUUGGAAUAUGCUUGAACUUUGCUCAUGAUACCAACAAUGGGAGAUAAGUUCAUGAUUAAAAACUUGUUAGUGGCCUUUAAUUUACAACAUAUGUUGUACCGGUGUGGGUUCUAAUGUAAAAAAUGUAUCAAAAUGUGAGUUUGUUUGUCCUUUAUGGACUUGGAUUGCACCUCCACAUGUUGUUUUACAUUCUGUUAUAUCUUUAUUAAAUUAUAACUUUAAAAUAUAUAAAAUACUUGAUUAAUACUUAACUUAUUUUGAAUGAAAAUUGAGUUUUUAAGCAUUUUUUAAAUCAAUUUCCACAGGUAACAUUGAUAUUGCCAGGUGUUAAUACAGUGCCAAAUCAAAUAUUGGAAUGUCUCACAGAUCAACUGUCCUACAAAUUAGAAAAACUACCUAUUUAUCAUUUACUUGAGAUUCCAUUUAUCCAAGCCUUUGUCAAAAGAGGUAAAAUAUGUUUUUGGAUUUUUUAAAGUUGGUAGAUAAUUUACCCCUCAAGGCAUAAAGCCAAUGUCCCUCAAAUAGCCAGAAACAGUUUUGCUGUUAAAAAUGUAUACUGAAUGAAUUCUAAGCUUUCUUCUGUUCAUCUUCCAGGUGCAAUACAUUUAAUGUCAGUCAAUAGAAGGCUGCAUACAAAUGACACAGUUGUCCUUACGCCAUCUGGUGAGUACUCUCCCUCUCUGUUGAGCUUAUUAUAAUGAUCUUAGUCAAAGUCUUUUUUCCACAUGUUCUUUUGGUGAUGCUGUAUCAGAGUAUCAGGUAUAAACCAAAUUGUUCUUCUAGUCGUUUAUAUUUAUCCAAAAUUUAAAUAGUUAAAUCAGUACCACCUACUUAGUUAUCCCAUCGUUUUCAAACAUUUGUAUUUAAUUGGUCAAAUAACACUAUGUUGAGUGAAAUAUUGAUUUAAAUGAAACCGACAAUGUUCAUUAAUUGGAAGUAUUAGGAGUUGAGUCUUAGCAAUGCUCAUGAUGCCUAACCUCUGCAUACCAUGGCGACGAGCGACCAGUCGGGACACGUCGCGCCAUGGGAGGGGCGUGCUCGUCCAAAAGUGCUCGGAGGCCAUCGUCCAGAUGCUGAGCUCAGCACCUAGCCCUUGAAGCAUUGUCUUAAUGCUGGCUUUGAAGGCUGCUCUGUCUAUAGCGUUUAUGUCACGCACGGUCCUGUAGACAGGUGGGUUUUUUGGGGGAACUACGUAGGGGUCGCGCUGUCUAGCUCCUCCCUGAUCGUUUGCACCCUGGUGAUGAAAAAGUCCGCAAAGGCGUCAGGGAGUUGCUCUGGUGCAAUGUCAGUAGGGAGGGUGAAAUUCUUGCUAUUGCCAAGGAGACGGUUACUAGCGCUGAACAACGCCUUGACGAUGGCAAACUCUCUAUUCUCACUCUGUUAGAUCUCUCUGCUGCAUUUGAUACCAUUGACCACCAGAUUCUUCUUGACCGCCUUCAUCUUUCUUUCGGACUUACUGGCUCAGCUUUAAACUGGUUUCAAUCAUAUCUUUCUGACAGAACUCAAAAAGUCUCUAUUUCCAACCGCUCUUCCAAACCUUCAGCCCUGUCUAUUGGAGUUCCUCAAGGAUCGGUCCUUGGGCCGGUCCUUUUCAUCCUCUACACUAAACCUCUAUCAUCUCUCAUUAGCCACCACUCAGUUUCCAGUCAAUCCUUUGCUGAUGACACUCAAAUCAGUGACUCUUGCUUUCCUGAUCAACUUGAUGCCACAAUCCUUCGCAUACAGGAGUGCGUGGACGAUGUAAAGCGUUGGAUGACUUGCAACAAACUGAAGCUAAAUGAUGAUAAAACGGAAAUCCUUCUCAUCCACUCUCAAAACAAACCUCUCCCUCCAUUCGCUCCUUCUUCUAUAUCUAUUGGCAACUCUGACAUCACACUCUCUCCCUCUGCCAGAAACCUUGGAGUCACGCUUACGGACACCCUCUCCAUGGACAAACAUGUCACGAAUAUAUGCAGAUCAGCAUAUAACGAAAUUAGAAAAAUCAGCACCAUUAGACACCUCCUCUCCUUUGAUGCCACAAAAACUCUCGUCUCUUCACUCAUUCUUUCAAAAUUUGACUACUGUAACAUUCUUCUCUCAGGCAUUCCUCAACACCACAUAGAAAAACUUCAGAAGGCACAGAACUCAGCAUGCAGACUCAUUUUUAAAUCAAAGAAACAUGACCACAUUCAACCACACAUGCGGCAACUCCACUGGCUUCCAAUAUCCUCUCGCAUCAAAUACAAGUCUGCCAAUCUUUGCUUCAACUCGUUCACUGACCCUCACUUUCCUGUCUAUCUCUCUGAACUGUUGCUUCCUUACAUCCCCACAAGACAACUACGUUCUUCCAUUGACAGUAGAACCCUCUCAAUCCCAAGAACUAAAACUAAGACCAUCGGUGAACGCUCCUUCUGCUUCCAUGGGCCCACGUUCUGGAACCAGCUCCCCUUCCAUAUACGUCAUAGUGAAACCUCGUCCAUUUUCAAAAAGUCCCUUAAAACUCAUCUGUUUAGGUCCGCCUAUGACCUGUGAUGCACCCUCCUUGCCCUACCUCAUUUUCUGUUUCGGGUUGAUCCUGAAGUGUCAAAGUGUCCUCGUUUUAUAGCCAUUUUCAUUGUUUCUAUAGAAUAGUAGUUACUAUCCUAGUGUCUCAUUUGUAUUUACUUAGUUUACAUGUUUUAAUAAUUGAAAAGCGCUUAGAGCUUUAUGAUAAGCGCUAUAUAAAAAUGCCUAAAUAAAUAAAUAACCUCUCCUCUGCUAUUCUCAGGCAUCCUGAUUUUAACACUAACCAAGGAUACAUAUGAACAGUUGGGGCUAGAAGCAGAAAAACAGAAUCACAUCCAUCAUCAGAACAAAACAUUUGGUAAGAUAUUUUUUAUAAACAAAUAAAUAAAUCCAGUGUAAUGUUUGCCUGGCUUUCAUUCGAUAUGCAGGGUUAUUACUUCUGAUUAAAAACUGCAGCGAUGCUUUUGUCAUACAAAAUUUUAUGUUAUGCUACUGGCCUGCUGAAAAGACACAAGAUUAUAAUGGGGAGAGAAUGCAGUCAGGUUAGGUAGAAGGAAAUGAGUGAAGCAGAGUAUGGGGAAAUCUGAAAGCAGGGCGUCUUUUUCAGCGAACAAACAACAGUAAAACAAAUACAAAAGAUAAGAUAAACAUUUUUUAGCUCCAAUGUAGUGGAAUGGAAAGACACAGCAUUGUAAAGUGAAAAAAAAAUAACUAUAAUUAGUUUUGGGUAAAAUUAUAAGCAUGUCUGUGUAGUCAUUAUGAUGUAUCCCCUCAAGCUUUGAUACCUAGAGGCUGAAUAUGUAUUUUAUUUGUUGUGUUAUUCAAGCUGGAACCUUGAGAAAUUUAUAAAACUGAAGAGAAAAAAAUUAAAAUGAUGUUGUUUGUUCUUUGUUGUUUCCAUGAACAAACUGAAAAUAAUACAUUACAAAUUACAGCAAUAUUUAUAUUGUAUAAAAUUAAGAAUUAAAAAAAAAACAUUAACAAUUUUUGUAUGGUUCUCAUAAACAUUUUAUAGGUCAACACCCAGAUCUGUAGUUUUACAUAUAACUGUAUGCAGUAAUAAAAAAAAACAACUAAAAAACUAAAAAAGAAUAGCUGAUGAAAGUUUACAUACAACUUUAUGCAGCAAGAAGUAGCGGAUGAAAGCUUCCAUACAACUUUAUGCAGUAAGAAAUAGCUGAUGAAAGUUGAAAAUAUAAAAUAUUAGUUAUGAAGUCAGAGGAUGUGAACUGCCAAUCAAUACCAUAGGAAAGAGAUUAAAUGCUACAUAUUACAUUAAGAGCAUAUGAGGGCACAGGAUACCUCAGUCAUAAACAUUUCUAUCUUGAAAUUAAAUUAUUUGUAUACAUUUAUUUACAAAUGUUUUUUUAUCUCCAGUUGUCAAAAUAAAUUUACUGGAACGUGCAUUUCAUCCUGGCAAGAAAGGUUAUGAUAGAACACUUUGGUGUUUGAAAGACAGACUUGAUUUAGUCUUUGAUUGUUUGAUUUCGUGGGAUCCUCAUGGUAAGCACACAAGCAUUCAACCCGGUAAUCAUUUUUCUGCUCAUCUGAAAUUCACCAGGGUUAAAGCAUUUUACUAACAUUGAUAAUUAACUUAUCCGUUAUUUAGCAGGCUAAAUCAUUAUCAAAUGUUGGCUUAAAAAUCAUUAUCAAAUAUUGUUUUAAAUCUGUAAGUUAAGAUUUUCUUAGAUUUAGUUUAGUUAUAAGGCUUGAAUUGUUAUUUUAUUUGUUUAGAAGUCUUCUCUUUUUUUCAUUCAACAGGAAUCACUCAAAUAAGUUUGUAUUAGUAAUACGCUCACUGCAAAAAUGAACUUUGUAAAUGGAAUAAUAUCCGUGUAUCAACAGAUAAGAAACUAUGUUCGAGUUCUGUUGGGGUCUACUUUAUGGAGAAGUGCCAUCAAGUCACAAGAAUCGACCUGAAGAAAGCAUCCAGAAAUUUCACCAGUUUGCCUUGUCCAAAACUUGAUGCUAAAGACCCGGAAGGUUCAGAAAUAGGAUGCCAGUUUAAUGAGUUUUUUGAAUGGAUGGGAGCACUAGCCUGUGAUAUUCAACUGUAAGUCUUCUUUAAUUUGCAAAUACAAGUAAGCUGAAUUUAGAGUAGAGAAAAAUACUUUACAGAAGGAAAAAAACACAUAAAUAAUAAAAAAUAUUUUUAAAAAGGACCAAAAGGUUGAAGAAAUAUUACGUUGUUUUUUUUUUUUACAAAGUAACAGUUUACAUCUUUUAUGGUCUAAUGUAGAGGUUUCCACACAGGGGUGCAGCAAAGGGGGGGGAAAAAAGAAAUCAAUACAAAUUUUUUACUGGGAAAACCUGGAUGCACCAAGGGCACAGUGACGUGAAAAGUUUGGGAAGCACUGAUCCAAUGGCCAAUAUUGCCAAUGUUUAUGUCAAUAAAUGAACAUGUUUUUAAACAUUGAAUAAAAAACAUAUUAUCAUUUUUUAAUAAAUUAAUAAUGCUUAUACUAAAUAUAAUGGGGAAAAGAAAUUUAGUAAUGAUAUCUUAAAUAAGCCAGAUGUAUUUGAUAAAUUAAAACAAAUCUUGCUGUUAUGCAAAGCUUCUUUGGAUUUCUGCAUGCCCUACUAAAGGCGACCCGAAGAUGCAAGUCAAGACAAUUUUGUCACCACCAUGAGCUGCCCUGAACUGGUCACCAACCUGCCUCGCUGCUGUGUGUUCCAAGCCUCAGGUUUUCUGACAUCGAAUACCAUUCUCCAAGUCUGGCGGGCUCUAAGGUAUCUGACACCCUUUGCUCUGCUUGUACUUUUUUUUUUUUUUACUUUAAAGUAUGGCUGAGUUUAUUGCUCUCUCAGGAAAAUAUAACCAGUGCACUUACUGUUAAAAAUACAAAGGCUAAUGUCCCAAAAAUCUCGCUGCUGUGUGUUCCAAGCCUCAGGUUUUCUGACAUCGAAUACCAUUCUCCAAGUCUGGCGGGCUCUAAGGUAUCUGACACCCUUUGCUCUGCUUGUACUUUUUUUUUUUUUACUUUAAAGUAUGGCUGAGUUUAUUGCUCUCUCAGGAAAAUAUAACCAGUGCACUUACUGUUAAAAAUACAAAGGCUAAUGUCCCAAAAAAUAAUCAUCAUUAUCAGACUAGCCUUGUGUACUUGAGCAAUAGUUAAAACAAGGAAAUUUACUUUUCUCCUGAAAAACAGGAUCAAGGCAAAUCAAGUUUUACCUUUACAUACCCGUAUAGCAGAUUUCUCAAAAUUGGACUAUCAUGUAUUCUGUGCAACACUUUUAUGUCCAACGCUUGAAAGUCCAACACUUUUAUGUCCAUCUCUUUCAUGUCCAACACUUUUAUGUAUUAUCAACAAAUCAGUGAAAUAUAUGGAAUUUAAUUCUCUUCAUUGAAUUCACUGUCAGAAAAAUCAGACCUUUCCUUAAUGAUACUUUAUAAGAGUAAGAUACAAGGUGAAUGACUUCACAAGUGCUCUUCCAGCUCUGGGUGUUAAGUAUUUAUGCUUGGGAAUCCCUGAUGCCGCAGAUAUUAAAUAUAAUGAAUGUUUGGAAGGGUAAUUUAAAAACUUUGAGCUAUUUGACAAUGCUAACUUAUGUCUUUUACCUCUCCUGGGGCAUAGGCCGUCUAUAAAAAUUUUCCAUUCAACCCUGUGCCGUGCUUUCCUUUCCAGGUGUAUCCCAUACUUUGUUUGUCUGCCUCUAGCUGGCGUCUCCUUGUAUUCUUAGGCCCUCUUCUGUUUUUCUUUUUUCCCUGUGGAUUCCAUGUUAAGGAUUAUCAUGUGAUGUUAUCUGGGGGUUUACAAAGAGUGUGCCCUAUCCACCUCCAUCUUUUCCUUAUGAUGUCGUCAGCAAUAGGCUCCUGGUAGGUCCUUUCCAAUAAGUCUUUAUUGGUGUUAGUGUAGGCCAUUUGAUGUUCAGAAUUUGAUGCCAUAGAUAUUAAAUUUAAUGAAUGUUUUGAAGGAUCACUUAAAAAACUUGGAGCUUUUGACAAUGACCUACAUUUUAUUUGAAAUAAAUAUUUUAGGACAUAGCUGCUAAAUAAAUGGCAUCGAGCACUGUAUAUAGCUACCAUAAGGCCAGAAAAUUAAGAAGAUGACACAUCUGACCGUAUUUGAGUGACCAAAAUGAAAGAAAGGAACUGAAUUACAGUCUUACUUCAUAGAGGAAGACAAACCCAUAACAAUAACUGAAUUAGAAUCAUGUCCCAGUUUUUCAGUUUCAGCCAAUAAAUUCUGACUUGCGUAUUUAAAUGAAAAAAACACCAUUUUUUUUAAAAAAUUUGACAAUAACAAUCAGAUCCCAAACUGAAAGAUUAUAUUAUAGAUUGAUAAAUAUUUAUUACACUUAUUUAAAUUUCUAAAGAUUUUUUUAUAAAUACCAUGCAAAAUUUCACAUUUUGUUGUUAAGUUUUAAGGUACAUUCACACAGAAGAUUUGUUACUUGGAUUCUGAACUUUCUGUGACCACGUGCUACUCUGUGCAACAAAAAACCUUGACACUGUUUCAUAUAUGUGGUUUAAAAAAAAUCAUAUUUAAAGGGGAAAAAAAAAGUUUAUUCAUUUAAAGAGACACAUGCAGCCAUGCUUUGCUGACUGUUGCUCUAUCUCAUAAAUUUAAAAUGUAAUAAUUAUAAAAAAAAGUUCUGAACAAAAGUUCUGCACCAGAUGCCACAGUUGCGCCUGCUCAGUGUGAACACCCAUUUGGGAUAUCUGAACAGUAUGUUGUUUCUUUCCCCCCCCCCCCCCCCCCACCCCACAGAGAGCACACUUCUCAGAAUGAAAGCUAUCCAACUAGCCUCACAGUCCAUGGGUUCAACGACUGUCCAGUCAACAAGAAAUCUGAGUCUCACUAUUACUACGUGACUGGGGACAACAUCUACAGUCUGGUGUUGUUACCAGAAGGAAUGUGUUGUAUAUACACUGCCACUGGAUUUUAAAUAAAAAAUGUUUUAUAA